This is a messenger RNA of Electrophorus electricus (electric eel), 2647 nucleotides long. It is a transcript of the gene mkrn4, whose product is annotated as makorin, ring finger protein, 4. Gene Ontology annotation, biological process: protein polyubiquitination. The record is from RefSeq and is a predicted model, not a curated record. Gene Ontology annotation, molecular function: ubiquitin protein ligase activity; metal ion binding. NCBI's taxonomy places the organism in Eukaryota, Metazoa, Chordata, Actinopteri, Gymnotiformes, Gymnotidae.
UGGAGCUUCCCGUCUUCACUACGAAUGAGUGCAGACUUGUAUCUAGUAACGUGAUUAUAGCUUUAAAUACACCAAAGUUAGUUCGCUACCUGGUUUCUAGUAGCUGGCUUAACGAUACACAUGAGAAUGGAUCGAUGUAAUGUACCGUAUAGACAUGCAGCCAAACAUGGCUUUAAUGUAGAAAGACAGCUUUGCAGGUCGAUUAUAUUUAAAACCCUUUUGUUUAUAUACAUACAUACAUACAUGCAUGCAUACACUUUUAUUUAUUUAUUUUGUAGCUCUAGUCACGUAAGUAACGCUAUUAGAUAUGUUAAACUUGUAUCGAGUUAUGCCCCAAGAACUUCAGUUAGCUGGCUAACUAGUUAAUUAGCGAGCUAGCUAACUUGGCUGGCUUGAUGGUCGCUAACUGCUAUCUACCUAAACAACGACAGCUGACCAAGUUUGAGUGCUCCCUGUUGUUUACUUUUAAACAUUUUUAGCACUAUUUGCUAUUGUUACUGCUUCGGGUUCCGCAAAUUUUAAUCAAGAAAGAUGUUUUGAAGCUCCCCAUUUACAAACAGCUGUGUUGGCUAAACAGCUAGAUUAACUAGCUAGGUUUUGUUUGGUGAUUCGACUACUGUACAAGUGGAAUACAUUUCAAGUUGGCAAAAAGUUACCAUUUGUAACUUAAGCCAUUCUUUUUUUUUAUAUAACUCAAUUUUAACGUCGAGGACCUUAUGAAAAUGGUUAGUUUGUACUCGAUGCAUAACAUGUCUGAAGAGUUUUGUCGAAUGCUUGUCGUUACUAUGUUUUGUUUCAGGCAGUUCAUAAAUGGUUCCUGCAGGUAUGGUCAGCGUUGUUCUUAUCUGCAUGAAUGGCCAACGGUGCAGUCAGUCCAAGUAUGCAGGUACUUCCAAAAAGGUGGUUGCUGGUUUGGUGAUAGUUGCAGGUAUCUCCAUGUCGCUCCAUAUGUGGAUAAUGGAACUUCAGGUGGCAGACGAGGUUCAGCACCUGUAGUCCAUGCCUCUGCCUUAGUGGGUCAUACUUUGACUGACCGUCGUGGGUCUGAGCCUUCCCUUUUCCCAAGGCAAGGUGCACACAGUUGGAGUCGGAGAAGGUCUGAGCCUCUGGUCACAAAUUUGAGGCAACAGAGUUUGCAUCUUACUACAAAUAUUGCUGAGGAGGAAGAAGAUGCAGUUGCACCUCAACCACAGGAUGAGGGAUGGCAGCCACAGCAGUGUGAAGACCCUACUCAGUCACACAGCAGCAGUUUUGUGGGGUCCAUGUCUAAUGCAGCUUCUGCUGAAGUUAAGGGAAAAAAUGUAUCCAAAACUGGCAAUCAGGAAACCAGUAAUCAGUAUGGGGGUGUGAGUGGUGCUACUGCCUCAGCUGAGCAGGGACAAUCGGAAGCCUACAAUCAAAGCAAAAAUGUGUUGUGUGGCAUCUGCAUGGACAAAGUUUAUGAGAAAGCAACAGCAAGGGAGAGGCGCUUUGGCAUCCUGCCCAACUGCAACCAUGCCUUCUGCCUUGGUUGCAUUAUGACAUGGCGGAAGACUAAAGACUUCCAGGAAGAUGUCAUCAAGGCCUGUCCACAGUGCAGAGUAAAGUCGUCUUUUUACAUUCCCAGCAAGUUUUGGGUCGGUGAGGGUGAGCCAAAGGCAGAACUGAUUGCUUCCUUUAAAGCAAAAAGCAGUAAAAUAAAGUGCAAUUUCUUCAUGCACCAUGGAUACUGCCCUUUUGCUUCAGAGUGCAUCUUCAGCCAUGACUUGCCACCUGGGUACAGACCUCACCGCAGACGUUUCAGACCAAAGAAUACCACAGGCUUGCUGGGGAGUAUUGAUGGUGAAGACCAGCGAAUUCUGAGCUAUUUCAUUGCUCUGACACUUUUGGAUGAUGAGGACUUUGAUUUUCUUGAUGAAUAUGAAGUCUCUUGAGUGUUGGAUUCUGGGAGCUCAUUCUUAAAUAACUAGUUAAUUGCUUGGUGGUCCAUCUCUUACUCAUCUCUUGGAUGAGCUGGGUGUACAUGUCUCCUCUCUCCUGGUACAUGCUGGGGGCACUGCAUUAAAUGCUGCCUGAGAUCUACAGGUUGGUUUGCUUUCAGCCUCCAUAUUUGGCUAACUUUUAGUCAUGUUAAAUUUAUUGCAGUGGUGUUCAGUGGUGGGAGAGACUGCUGUCUUUGUACAUGUACUUGCCUUGGGAUGAGACCAGGUUUAGAUUCCCCCCCCCAGUACCUUUUGGAAAAAAGUGUUCGUGUGGUUUUGUUCACUUAUGUACUGUUUGGUAACAUUCGCCUCUGUGUAUGCCUCCUACUAAUUUGCACUUUUUUUCUUUUUUUUUUUGGUAUCACAGAUUUUGAUUUUAGUGCUGUCUUCAGUUAAUAUUUUAUUAAUCUAGAUUCUGCUACCUUAGCCAUGUUUAAAUCUAAACUACAGGCCAGUUUAUUUUUUAUAUAUAAAUAAAUAUUGGUGACAUUAUCUAAAACUAGGCUUGGUGCAGCUCUGGACAAACAGCUGUGCAAACUUGUUGGCAGGCUUUUGAUGAUCUGAUGUAUAUUGCAGUGUUGACAGGUUCAGGCAUCACCAAGACUUGGCAUUACAUUUUUAUAACUUUUAUUACCUUACAUGUUUUGCUGGAAGAAAAUUAAAAAUAAAAUGUUUGGAUUGCCUUA